Trifolium pratense (red clover) is the source of this 1332-nucleotide messenger RNA. RefSeq names its product outer envelope protein 39, chloroplastic-like. The record is from RefSeq and is a predicted model, not a curated record. The coding region runs from base 26 to 1111 and encodes 361 amino acids. Gene Ontology annotation, biological process: chloroplast organization; embryo development ending in seed dormancy. The transcript has 11 exons. Gene Ontology annotation, cellular component: outer membrane. Lineage: Eukaryota; Viridiplantae; Streptophyta; Magnoliopsida; Fabales; Fabaceae.
CAAUUGUUGAAUGUAGACUUCAGAAAUGGGAGCUCGAAAAAGCAUCCUUGCUGGCAAAUCAAAGUUUGAUAUUGGAAUCAAUUUCAUUCAAAAGCUAUGUAAUUCUUAUGUACCCUCCCCUCUCAGGAUACCAAGUAUUAGUCCAUUUUCUCUACCUAGUGGCAGCCUUUGUUUGAAGCAUCCUGAUUUAUUUCUUAACAGUGACAUGUUUGAUAUAUCAUGGCACAAGGGACUAUAUGAUUCAAAUCUCUUGAUUGGUUAUAGAUAUCCUAAACCUUUAUGUCUUGGUCAACACUCUCUAACAAUUCAGCAUUCAAUUUCACCUGAGGUUAGGAUCCAUGGAAUUCCUAUGAACAAUUUUUCGCAAUCCGCAAGUCAAGGUUUAAGGUUAUCAAAAUUGUCAAUUGGAUUGGAUUUUAAUGAACCAUCAACCUCAAAUUGGAUAAACUCGACCGGUGUAUACUUUAAGCGCAUUCAUUUUAUCCAUGACAGCGGUCGAUCUAUAAGCCGAGAUCUAGAUGGUUUUCCAGUAACUUGCAGUGGAGAUUCAUAUGACAACAUGAUAGUGAUUAAUCAAAAAACUCGAUUUGAAGAUGUAAAUGAUCACAAUUUUACUCAUUUCACUUUACAAAUGGAACAUGGGACUCCACUUCAACCAAACUUGCUAACCUUCAAUCAAUUUAAAUUUUUUGCUUCAAAAGGAGUCAAACUUGGACCAGCUGUUUUUUCUUCUUGGUUGAGUGGUGGUUCAAUUGUAGGAUCAAUUGCUCCACAUCAAGCUUUUGCAAUUGGUGGUCCUAACAGUGUAAGAGGCUAUGGUGAAGGUGCAGUUGGUUCUGGACAAUCAUGUUUGGUAUCUAAAACUGAAUUGGCAAUCCCAUUGAACAAUAAACUUACAAGUGUUUUUUUCUUGGAUUGUGGAUCUGACUUGAGAAGUAGUCACAGGGUUCCUGGAAAUCCAGGACAGAGGCAGGGUAAACCAGGAUCUGGAUAUGGGAUUGGUUUUGGCAUUCGAUUCAAAACUAAGUUGGCUCAAAUAAAAGUUGAUUGUGCCAUCAAUGCCUUUCAACAAAGAUCUGUCUAUUUUGGAAUUAACAAUCUUGUUGUAUGACAAUCACGGUUAAUACUCCUACUCCUAUAAUAUAACUAAUGGAAACGUUGGAAGACCAACAUUAUACUAGUUACAAAAGAAUCUGGAAAACAAAUUCAUCAAUUAUUCAAUAUAUCUGAAAAACAGUUUUUUGAUUUUUGUUUGUUUGUUUUUGGUUUUCAACGCACUAUCCAGUCCACUGGACCGCCUAAUUUGGUUCAGGGAUCAGUUCUUGCACUGGU